GUUACGUAACUAUGCCGUGCGAGGCAGCAGACGCAGACGGUCUCGCCGCGACACAUUGUUACACUCGUUGCUCAGGGAGAAAGACGACCGCUCAAAAAUGAGCAUCAAGUACUUCGUAGCGGCUGACUAUUGUGUUCUCGUCAUCGUGCUCUUAAUUUCGUCGCUUAUCGGAGUGUUCUUUGCGUGGAAGGAUCGAAAGAGUGUCAACAACAAGGACUUCCUCGUGGGAAAUCGGCAGCUGCAGGUAUUCCCCGUAACUAUGUCCAUGAUGGCGAGCUUCCUCUCAGCGAUUUCCAUGUUGGGUCUCCCAGCCGAGAGUUUUGUGCAUGGCUCGCAGUACUACAUGACUGUCAUCGGAUGCGCCAUCGCUAUCGUUCUUGCGGCGGAAGUCUUUCUCCCUGUGUUCUAUGACAUGGAGAUGAUCAGCGUCAAUCAAUACCUCGAAAAACGGUACGGAUCUCCCUUCCUGCGCAAAACUGCAUCUGUCAUCGUUGUCAUACAAAUGUGUUUCUACCUGGGCGUUGUACUAUAUGGACCAUCUUUAGCCCUCGGUUCAGUCACGGGGCUUCCAGUUUGGCUCUCCAUUGUUGUCAAUGGAGUCGUCUGCACAUUUUAUACAUCCAUCGGCGGAAUAAAGGCGGUAGUCUGGACGGACGUCGUUCAAAUGGUUCUGAUGAUAAUCGGAUUCCUUGUCGUAUCCAUAAAGGGUAGCCAAACCGCUGGAGGAAUAGGUGAGGUAUACCGAAUAGCACAAGAACAAGGAAUUCUGGAGUUCUUCGAUUUCCGUUUUGACUUCCAAAAGACAUUCACGUUCUGGAGCGUCGUCGUUGGUUCUACUGUGAUAUGGACCAUGGCAUUCUGCGCUAAUCAAACUAUGAUCCAGAGAUACUGUAGUAUCGGAUCGAUGAGAAGCGCAAGACGGGCCCUAUACAUAAACCUAGUUGGGAUUAGCGGAAGCCUGGUAGCAGCAUGCUUCUGCGGUCUGGUAUUGUUCGCAGUGUACCACAAGUGCGAUCCUGUCAAGGCUUCCUUUAUCGUCAAAUAUGAUCAGUUGAUGCCAUACUUUGUGACAGAUGCAUUACAUCACGUUCCUGGGAUUUCGGGCCUCUUCGUAGCAGCAGUUUACAGCGGGUCUCUGAGCACCAUGUCUUCAGGGUACAAUGCUCUGGCGGCUGUCACGUGGGAGGAUUUCUUCAAAGACCGAAUGAAUAUUUCUCCUAUUGCCGUCAUGUGGGUCACAAAAGGAAUAGCUGCGUUCUUCGGACUCCUAACAAUAGGGCUCGCUUUCCUCGCCGGGAGUUUGUCUUCCAUCAUGAGUGCAGCUUUCGUAACUACCGGAUCAUUCGGAGGAGCGCUAGGAGCUCUCUUUUUCCUUGGUCUUCUUUUUCCUUGGUGUGGAAGCAAGACUGCACUGCUCUCCAUGCUUACUGGAAUUGGCGUUGCCGCAUGGAUAGCUGCAGGGUCCCUGCUGUACCCUGCUACUCCCGUUCAGCCUCGCACAACAUUAGACGGAUGUACUUCUAACAUCACGGUCAGGACGCUGCCCCCGCGGGUCUUCUAUACUGGUGGGAUCAUGGAGCUCUACCACAUCUCAUAUUUAUGGGUGCCGGUAUUGAGCUUUGCUAUUCCCGUUCUUCUGGCAGUGUCAACCACGUUACUCAUAGGAAUUAAAAACGCCGCUCCCGUGGAUCCCAGUCUAAUUGCCCGACCAUUGCGGAGAAUCUACAAGAAAUUUUCAGGAGGAGUUCUUCCGUCCAGCUCAGCUGGGGAAUGCAAGAAGGGAGACCAUUCCAACCUCCACGACACUGGCCACGUGAAUCUCGCCAUCGUACGAGACGAUGGCAAGGAAACCCUUGCCGCACAGUCUACCACGAUGUAGUUUUCUUCGAUACGUGACACAUGUUCAGCAUCUCCAUCGUGUUGAAAAACAAAAGACGCCGGCCACAUCUCCUGAAACUUGGCAGUCCGAAUGCGACCGUGUAUUCCGAGCUCUAUUUUUUCAGAAACGCUACUGUUGCAAAGAAACGUAAAUAAAAGUUUGCAAGUUCUUA
Molecule: messenger RNA, 2051 nt
Organism: Ornithodoros turicata
Lineage: Eukaryota; Metazoa; Arthropoda; Arachnida; Ixodida; Argasidae
Product: sodium-coupled monocarboxylate transporter 2-like
Exons: 17
Coding region: 98-1879 (593 amino acids)
Biological process (GO): transmembrane transport; sodium ion transport
Cellular component (GO): membrane
Molecular function (GO): symporter activity
Source: RefSeq, a predicted model, not a curated record